AAAAAAAAACAGUUGUGCGCAGAGGGCGGUGUGACGUCAUCGCCGUGCGACGAGAGUUCCUCACCGAAGACGACAUGGCGGAGUCCGAGACGAACAAAGUCAUUAAGUUGGUCCCUGAGAACCUCCUUAAGAAAAGAAAAGCGUACCAAGCCAUUAAAGCGACCCAGGCCAAGCAAGCUUUGCUCGAGAAAAGAAAGACAAAGAAGGGACGUGGGCUGAAGUUCAAGCGUCUGGAGGAGUUUCAGAGGUGCAGCUGGAGGAAGAAGCGCGAUGAAGUGCGUUUGAUGCGAGCUCAGCGCAGACCUCCUCCUGCUCUCCCUCCAUCCAAGAACAGCCUGGUUUUUGCUGUACGCGUUCGAGAGAUCAAAGGCAUAAGUCCGAGAGUGAGGAAGACCAUCCAGAUGUUGAGGCUGCGCAAGAUCUUCAGUGGGAUCUUUAUUAAAGUCAGCAAGACGUCAAUGAACAUGCUGCGAGUGGUCGAGCCCUACGUUGCUUGGGGGUUUCCUAAUUUGAAGUCUGUUCGUGAGCUCAUCUUGAAACGAGGCCAGGGAAGGGUGGAUAAGAGACGGAUUCCUCUGACAGACAACGCCAUCAUCGAGCAGUAUUUAGGCCAGCACGGCAUCAUUUGUCUGGAGGACCUCAUCCAUGAGAUCUACUCGACUGGAAAGAACUUCAAGGUGGUGAACAGGUUUCUCUGGCCGUUUCAUUUGUCUGUUCCACGGCACUCAGCCAGAGAUAAAGUCGGCCUUCUAAAAGAAAUGGGAGAGCCGGGACCUCGCGCUGAUGACAUCAACAGAGUCAUCAGGAAGUUUAACUGAGCUGCUCUUUGUGGACCUUGGAUGGACUAAUGUUUUGUGGAGAGUUUCUUGUCUCUACCUUUCUUUACCUUAAGAUCCAAUGUCAGGGAUCAGACCAAGAUUGGACAUGGCUUUAAUGGAUCACAUUCAUAAUGACAACUCAGACCAGGAUCUGUCUUCGAGUUGUAGUGUUCUGUCUCAUAUGCUUGAGUGUUCUAUAGUUAUGUGCAGCAGUUUGUAUUAAAAUGAAUAUGGUUAAAUAUAA
Messenger RNA from Clarias gariepinus (North African catfish), 1062 nucleotides. RefSeq names its product ribosomal protein L7-like 1 (gene rpl7l1). Gene Ontology annotation, biological process: maturation of LSU-rRNA from tricistronic rRNA transcript (SSU-rRNA, 5.8S rRNA, LSU-rRNA). The transcript has 6 exons. Bases 75 to 818 code for a protein of 247 amino acids. Lineage: Eukaryota; Metazoa; Chordata; Actinopteri; Siluriformes; Clariidae. The record is from RefSeq and is a predicted model, not a curated record. Gene Ontology annotation, molecular function: RNA binding; structural constituent of ribosome. Gene Ontology annotation, cellular component: cytosolic large ribosomal subunit.